Messenger RNA from Morchella sextelata, 399 nucleotides. RefSeq lists its product as uncharacterized. Bases 1 to 399 code for a protein of 132 amino acids. The record is from RefSeq and is a predicted model, not a curated record. The transcript is spliced from 2 exons. Lineage: Eukaryota; Fungi; Ascomycota; Pezizomycetes; Pezizales; Morchellaceae.
AUGCAUCUCCCCACAAUCUCCACCCUCGCACUCCUUCUCUCCACCCCAGCUCUCGCAGCCCAACGGAAAUCACGGCGAGCCACAGACCUAGCAAAAGCCGAAAUGGAGGCCCGCGUACAAGCCUGCGCAAAUGCGGUCGCGGUCGGGGCGAUUGACGGCGACUACUCGUCGAUGCCCUCUUACUGCUACGAGGACAACUACGGCCUGGACUCCACCACGGAUUCGACGACGGGCAGCAGUGGUAGCGGCAGCGGCAGCGGCAGUGGUUCGUCGAGCGGGAGUGGUUCGUUGAGUGGGAGUAGUUCGUCGAGCAGGACUGGGGCGGGGGUGAGGAAUGGGGCGGGAGUUGGAGGGGCGCUUGUGCUUGGAGUUGUGGCGGUUGUGGUCGCGAUGCUAUAG